AUGACUUCGAUAGGUACAGGUUACGAUCUCUCGAAUUCCGUCUUUUCCCCUGAUGGACGAAACUUUCAAGUCGAAUAUGCAGUAAAGGCAGUUGAAAAUGGUGGAACCUCUGUUGGAAUCAAAUGUAAAGAUGGUGUUGUGCUUGCAGUUGAGAAAGUCAUUACCAGCAAGCUCCUAAAGGCGGGAGCCAACAAACGUAUUGCGACAAUCGAUAGACAUAUGGGUGCUGUAUCUUCGGGAUUAGUACCAGAUGGUAGACAUUUCGUUUCCCGUGCCCGCGAUGAAGCUGCAAGCUGGCGUAACGUUUACAAAACUCCAAUUACAACCGCAGAUUUGGCUAGUCGAAUGGGUGGAUAUCUUCAAGCAUAUACUCUAUAUUCAUCCGUACGACCAUUCGGUAUAACUGCAAUCGUCGCAGGCUACGAUUCCGAACAAGAAUUGCCAGUUGAUGGACAAGUAGGAAGUGGACCAAUCAUUGGUUCCGGAGGAAAGGUUGAGGGCAAGAAAUAUGGAGGACCAGGUCUUUACAUGAUUGAACCAAGUGGAUUAUACUGGGGUUACUAUGGAGCUGCUACCGGUAAAGGACGUCAAGUCGCAAAGGCCGAAUUGGAGAAGUUGGAUCUUGCAGCUGGCAAUUUGAGUUUAUUAGAUGGUGUUAAGGAGGCUGCACGAAUUAUCUAUGUUGCACAUGAUGACAACAAGGAUAAGGAAUUUGAGCUUGAGAUGACUUGGAUUAGUAACCUUGAUGGGCCAACAAAGGGAAGACAUGAGGAAGUACCCAAGGAUAUCCUUGAGGAAGCUGAAAAAUUAGCGAAGAAGGCUUUGGAGGGUGACGAUGAUGAGGAAGAAGAGAAGCCGGCUGAGACGGCGGCUGAAGGAGAUAAGAUGGAGGAAUAG
Botrytis byssoidea is the source of this 897-nucleotide messenger RNA. RefSeq lists its product as uncharacterized. Gene Ontology annotation, biological process: ubiquitin-dependent protein catabolic process. The transcript is spliced from 3 exons. The record is from RefSeq and is a predicted model, not a curated record. Lineage: Eukaryota; Fungi; Ascomycota; Leotiomycetes; Helotiales; Sclerotiniaceae. The coding region runs from base 1 to 897 and encodes 298 amino acids. Gene Ontology annotation, cellular component: nucleus; proteasome core complex, alpha-subunit complex; proteasome core complex.